AGGUCAUGGAUGUUGUGCUUGUCUGGUAAAUGAAUUCGACUAAUCAACUUGAACCUGGGUAAAUGUCCAAUCGGCGAACCCAAAAAAAAAAAAAAUCCAAAAAUCUCUGAUGUUUCAUAUGUUGAUGGUGUCCAGCCCGGCACAUUAAAAAAGAUAGAAGAAGCACCAAAUAUCUCUGUGUUAUUUGACAUUUGCUAAAACUUUUUUCUGUGUAUAAUUGUACAAAUUUUCAAUUCUCCUUAAUUUAACUUUUAAAUUAAUAUUCAUGCUUCAAAUUGAAUAUGUAUGAGUACAAUGAAAAUUCAUAUUUGUUUUAAAAACAAAGAGUAAUUUGAAACUUUUUCUGGAUUAAUAAUAUUUUUAUGUUUUGAAAGAUUUCAUUAUUUUGAAAAACAUCAGCUGUUGAAUCAUGUAACUAAAACACCCAUGUCAAAACAAUAUCAAAAAAUUCAGUGAAUGGCAGGAAAAAGAAGUUUUAGGUAUGAAACAAAUGGUAAAUCGAUCAUGAUCAAUGAGAAAAAACCAUUUUAUUCUUUAGACAAUAUACAACUCCGUUUCCUGUGUCCUAAUGAUUUAAAUGAAGUGAGGUCACUAUGCCGUGAUUGGUUUCCUAUUGAAUAUCCUUUUUAUUGGUAUGAAGCAAUCACAUCAUCUAGUACCAGCAGGUACUAUUCACUGGCUGCUGUUUACAACCAAACCAUCAUAGGAUUAAUUGUAGCUGAAAUUAAGCCAUAUGAAUAUUUUAUAUUAAAUGGAGAAGAUAGUGGAAUAUUAGCGAAAUGUUUAACUGGAAAUUCUGACAUGGCUUACAUACUUUCUCUGGGAGUAUUGAAAGAGUAUAGAAGAAACGGUAUUGCAACUUUAUUAUUAGAUUCAUUACUUAGUUACCUGAUUUCCAAUGAAAGAAGAAGAGUAAAAGCAGUGUUCCUUCAUGUACUGACCACUAAUUCAGCCGCUAUAAUGUUCUAUGAAAAAAGAAGAUUCAAACUUCACAGUUUUUUGCCAUAUUAUUAUUGUAUAGAAGGACGGUGUAAAGAUGGUUUUAUGUAUGUACUUUACAUUAAUGGUGGUCAUGGUCCCUGGACAAUUUACGAUUAUAUUAAAUUCUUGUGUGGCAAAUUAGUGAGUGGUGGUGGAUUUUUCCCUUGGCUCAUGAACAAGGCAAUUGAGUUGGUGUGGCGAGAAAACAAAUGCCAGACUGAGGAACAUCAAACUGUGAACUAGCCUCAUAACUACAGAAAACCAUUUCUUAUCUUGAAGAAUAAUAAAUGACAUUUGUUGUAAGUUUGUACAUAGAACAUUUAAUAUUUUACUAUACUGAAUUCAAUAUAUCACAGUUGAUUUCAUUAUUCUUUCAAAAGGUACUUUUCGAGAGCACAUAGCGAUUUGUGAUGAUUGUUCUCAAAGAAAAUCAUUUCUUCGAUAACACAUUAUCAUAUGUUUAUUACGGUUACACAAAGGAGCCUAAAAUACUUGCUUAUCUUCUACGAUAAAAUUUGUUAGAGGAGCGAGUUUAUAUAGAGAAUAAUUUUUUUUUAAAUAUAAUUUUACUAGUCAUUUCAAACUUAUGUCAUGGAAAGUACAGUCACAAAUAGGACCUAUAGUUGAAGCAUGUUCUAAAAUCUCAUUAACAUCACCAGUAAAAAACAAUUGAAUUAUCCUACAAACAACCUAUAUCAAAACUUCGAAAUGUAAAAAUUUAAUAGUGUUAUAGUCUAUUUUCAAAUACAUGCUUCAUAUAAACUAAAAAAUUCUUCAUUUUGAAGGAAAUCUACAGAUUGACCUGAACUACAUACAUAUUUUAAGUUAAUAUUGUACCUACUUAUUAUCUAUCAGUAGCUUGAUCAGCACUCAUAUAUUUAUGUUUACCAGUCUGUAAACGGCGAUAUUAGUGUCUGAUAUGCUGGUAGAUAUUAAUUCUUUAAAUUUAAUCACUAGCAGUAAGUGUUAUUAGAUGUUGCACCAAAUGUAUGAAUGUAACGAUUCCAAACUUUGUCCAUAACAAUUAAGUUAUUGAAUCUAAAGUUUCGAGUCAUUAACCUUCAGGCAUAUUUUCAGUUAUACCCAAUAGAACCUAAUUAAAUAAUUCGUUAUACUCUCACGCAUUUGUUUUGAACAUGGCAUUAUUUGAAUAUAAAUCUUUGUGUAAUUUUUUAGGCUAAGCUGAAUGCCUACUCGCUGACGCUUAUGUUGAAACGAAAAUAUUGUCCACACAAGGAUUUCGAGACAUCAGUAAAAACCCCUUUUACACUAUGCUUUUUUUUGUCUAUUUUCAUGUCUAUUUCUGGGUUGAAUUUCUCGCAGAUGUCUGGCAUUAUUAUACUACCAGUAAACCACAUUACCCUAUGCCUCUUUCGUGUAUAUUUCUGGACUGAAUUCCUCACAGAUGCCAAGCAUUAUUACAUAUUAGUCAACCCACAAUUUCUAUUUUCAUGCCUAUUUCUGGGACGAGUUUCUCACAGAUGUAGACAUAGUGUAAUUUUGAACUGCCUGUCAUACAUUUUUCCAUCGAAGGUGAAUUUCACUUGCAUUUACCUAAUUUCAUUUUGGGAACAUGUAUCGGUCAUUGAUAUUUUUUUAUCCAAUUUUUAAAUUCGUCAGUGAAAUCUAUUUCCAGUGAUAUUAUAUUCCCAAAUAAUUUUGACCACUAUUAAAAUUACAAUUUUUUCUUUAUCACUUCUUAUCUAAUCGCUACUUCUAUCAAUUUAAAUCAGUGAAUCAAGAGCUAUAUUUAUAUUCCACGAAAUACAUUAUGUUAUAAUUAUUUGCAUAACAAUAUAUAUUAUUACAAUAUUAUUUAUAAAUGCAUUUUGUUAGUAUAUCAAUAUAUUUUGAAUAAUUUGGUAGUUGAUAAGAUUUAAAUCUUGAACAGUUGUUAGAAUGAACAGCUGGUAAGGUUUCCAUCCCAAUUUCAAAUUAUAUAAUAAAAAUAGUUAUGGACAGUUUUGAAAAUCGUGAAAAUACCAAUAAUUAUAGAAUAUUACUUAAAACAGAGUUUUCUCCCAGUACAAGUACAUGACAGAAGUUGUUUAUUUCAAUUUGAUAUACAGUUAGAAAAAUUGUCACAUUGUAUGUGAGAACGGAUUACUUUUAUUUCCAAAGCGUUAUUUAAUAUUGGGAUUAUUCUCCAAGAAAGUAAAUCGGUAGAAAUAAUUUUUACUACUUAUAGCAAUUUUUGUGAUAAUGCCAUUUCAAAUUUAGAAUAAUCCCAAUGAAUAGAUAUUCGUCUAAUUUUAUUAUGUUCAUUGUCAGGGAACACAUCACUUUUUUUAAUAGACAGUGAUAAUUAUUACCAUUAUGAAUUAUUGCCAGCUUUAUCAAUAUUUUAUAAACAUAAAUGUAUAUCAAUACACAUUGUAUCAAUUCAUCAAAUGUUUUUAUUUGAUUUGAUUGAAAUAUAUUUAUUUAAUCGUU
Molecule: messenger RNA, 3414 nt
Organism: Harmonia axyridis
Lineage: Eukaryota; Metazoa; Arthropoda; Insecta; Coleoptera; Coccinellidae
Product: N-alpha-acetyltransferase 60
Exons: 5
Coding region: 457-1224 (255 amino acids)
Biological process (GO): N-terminal peptidyl-methionine acetylation
Cellular component (GO): Golgi membrane
Molecular function (GO): protein-N-terminal amino-acid acetyltransferase activity; histone acetyltransferase activity
Source: RefSeq, a predicted model, not a curated record